CCCGGAUAUUCGGAUCCGUAUUGUCGUAUUGACACCGUGAACCCAACCAACCAAAACCCUAAACCCUUUUUUGACUUGUCUCUACUUGUUACUUCACCGCCGCGUUCUCAGUCUCUCAAAUUCCUCUGUGCUUUCGAUUCUUACCAGUGAAUUUUUCUUAUUUUACUUAUCUUAUGCUCGUAUUUGGAGGAACUGAGCAAAACCCUAGUUGUUUAAUUGGGUCAAAUUUGUAGAUUGAGAAUCCAAAUUUAUCGACCUAGUUAUUGAAUCCCGAGUUGAUACCUAGAAACCCUUUUGCAGUCGCAGUAAAAUGGGUAAGCUGGGGAAGAAAGCUAGGAAAUUUGCCAAGAAAAAUCUCCAGUCUGUUGAGAAACGAAGCAGAAAGCUCAAGCCUUUUAUCAAGAAGAAAUUUGCAAAGAGAAAUGAGCGUCACCAAGCAGGAGAUAAACAGGAGAAGAAGGUAGAGCAACAACCUAAGAAGAGAUGUCAAGAAGAAGAAUUUCAGGAUAUAGCAAUAGAUGCAGUAUUCGGAAAGGAUGAUGAUGAAGUUCUCCGCGAUGGUGAUUCAGAUAGUGAUGGAUAUCUGGAUGAGGUAUUUAACUUAGUGUUUGGUGAAAAUAUGAACACAAAUUUUGUUUUAGCUAUUUUCUGUUGUUUCAGGUUUUGUUAGCAUGCUCUUAUUGUUUAUACAGCAAAGUAACAUUGAAACUAUCAAUCAUCCCAUGCAGUUGGUAAAUGAAACUGACUCAGAUAUUAUGAAGUGCAAAGUACUCUCAAGAUCUUUUUUAGCCACUUGCUGUGACAUGGUUGAUAAGGAGCAGUAUGUUCCAGCAUUGGUUAGAUUGUUAAAUUGGUAUCGAGCUGCAUGUCAAUAUGGGCACGAACCAUCAGGGAUUGCUAGGCCUAAUAUAUACUAUGACAUAGAAGACAGUGAGACAUUUGCCAAGGUCAUAAUUUUUGUCCUCCAAAAAGCUGAUCACACUUUUAGGAGUAUCCUGGGAUUAUCAGAUUCCAGUACUAAGGAGAAGAUUUUGAAGUUGAAGAACAACCCAAAAUGGGAUAGUUUAAAACCACUGGUCAAAUCUUUCUUUCGAAGUACCUUGCAUCUUGUUAAGCAGGCAGGAGACUUGGAGAUAAUAUCUUUUACCCUUACCCAACUUAGAGUCUCUAUCGUGUUUUUGGCCGCAUUUCCAGAUCUUCUGAAAAAAUUGAUCAAGAUAUCUGUUCAUCUGUGGGUAACCGGUGAAGAGACUAUAUCGCAGCAGGCUUUUCUAAUCUUAAAAGACAUCAGUAUGGUUUUUAACUCGGAAUGCUUUGAUUCCUGCUUAAUCAACAUGUACAAAGCCUUUCUACAUGACUGUGAUAUUCCAAAGGCAAAUUCAGAACAACGUCCGUUCCUCAGAGAUUCUCUUGUUGAGCUAUGCUCUCAAGAUGUGCAGAAGUCUUAUACCAAGGCCUCUGUUUCUAUUACACAACUUGCCAAGUUAUUGAAGAUGGCUCUCGCUACAAAGAAUAAGGAAGCUGUUGAAAAGAUACAUAGUGGGGAGUACAUAAAUUGUGUUGAUCUCUGGGUAAAUUUUAUUUCUGCCAACGUUCAGGAUUGUGAUCUCCAGCCUCUGCUUUAUACUAUAGUUCAGGUUAUAAAUGGAGUUGCUCAACUAAUUAUUGGACCACGUUACCUGCUCCUAAGGGUCAAAUGUAUCCACUGGCUCAACCAUCUCUCUCGUACAAGCGGUAUAUUCAUUCCCAUUGCAUCAUUGGUAUUGGAUAUGUUGGAAUAUAAAACCACAAAUGAUGGUGAAAAGCAAGAACAGAAGCUUGAAGCUGUCUCAACCGUAAAGCUGCCUAAGAAUUGGUUGAAGUCCCAAAACUUCCAAGAACAGUGUAUCUUUUCUGUGAUUGAACUGCUUGCUGUCCACUUUGCUCAAUGGAGCUUCCAUAUAUCAUUUCCAGAUCUUGCAACGAUUCCCGUCAUGAGGCUGAAGAAAUUUCACGAGAGAAGCACUAUGGAAGGAUUGAAGCGGGUGGUGAAACGCUUUAUCGAGCAGGUAGAGUCGAACAUUGAGUUUGUUCAGAGGAAGAGAGAUGACGUGACUUUUUCUCCAAACGAUCAACAAUCUGCAGACACGUUUAUGCAGCUUGAAAAGCAAAAUGCGAAUGCUCCUUAUACACAAUACUAUCAAAGCAUCAUAGACAAAGCUCUUGGAACAAACAAGAAGAAGAAGAAGUGAGCAGUGAUUGCACCAAAGCAGAUUCCCAUGGAACAUCUCAAAUGUUUGUUCACCAUUUUUGCUGUCGUUUAUUUAUUCUUAGUGUUGGCUUUCAUGAAUUAUUUUCGAAAAGAUCUACAAAUACAUUUUAUGCAAAACUUUGGUGUAAUGAAAAAAGGAGAAAUUUUCGAGAAAAACAAAUGUUUCUAUAUUCGAUGUUGUAGUGUUUUAGUAAAAAGUAGUAGACGUGUUAUUCUGUCUCUCGGAAAGAAUGUUGGGAAAACUAAGCUUUACUUCUUUUAAUUCCAA
This is a messenger RNA of Arabidopsis thaliana (thale cress), 2519 nucleotides long. RefSeq names its product Noc2p family (gene RBL). The record is from RefSeq and is marked reviewed. Gene Ontology annotation, cellular component: nucleus; nucleoplasm; nucleolus. Bases 672 to 2231 code for a protein of 519 amino acids. Lineage: Eukaryota; Viridiplantae; Streptophyta; Magnoliopsida; Brassicales; Brassicaceae. The transcript is spliced from 8 exons.